AUGCCAAUAAAUACUGCAAAAGGAAUUUCAAAAGCUUCUAAGCCCGUCAACCAUCCAUGUACCGUUGAACCUUGUGAACCUGGAUGUGAAACUGAUCUUGAAGGUGUUACAUCUCUCAGCAAUCCAACCAAAUCUGAUAAAAGUAAAUCAGUAAAAUCAAAAUCUAUGAAAUCUGAUCAUCCUUGUAGCGUUGAAGCAUGCCAACCUGGUUGUGCAUCUGAAGCUGAAAGUUCAUCUUUAAAUUUGAAGACAAAGUCAAAAGCUGCACCAUCCAGGAAAUCUGCUGCUGAAGACAAAUUGAGUAGAAGUUUAAGUGAAUCUGAACCCAAAUCGCAGAAAACUAACGUUCAGGAAAAGCCAUCUGAAGCUGCAGAAAAGGAAUCACAACAUGCCAAUGUUCAACAAGCUAACGUUGGGAACACUGCACAAUACGCUGGUGCCCAGGCAAAUACAAAUGAAGCUGCUGGGAAUAAAUUACAAUAUGCUGGUGCUCAACAAGCUUAUGCUGGAAAUAAAGCACAAUAUGCUGGUGUUCAAGAACAAGCAGACCAGGCUUAUUCUUCAAGAAAUGCACAUCAUGAUGGUGUUCAAGAAACUUAUGCCGGAAACAUGGCAAAUCGUGCUCCUGCUCAGGGACAAGUAGAUGAAGCACACGCACCAAGCAACGCACAAUAUGCUGCUGCUCCAUCUUAUGCUCCAAGUAGUGCUCAGUAUGCUGGUGUUCAACAAUCUUAUGCACCAAAUACAGCAAGCUACGCUGCUGCUGAUCAAUCUUAUGCGCCAAGCAACGCACAAUAUUCUGAUACUCAACAAUCUUAUGCACCAAGCACUGCUGCUGCUGCUCCCGCUUAUGCACCAAAUAGUGCACAGUAUGCUGCUGCUCAACAAUCUUAUGCACCAAAUACAGCAAACUACGCUGGUGUUCAAGAUCAAGCUAAGGAAGCUUAUGCACCAAGCAAUGCACAGUACGCUGCUGCUGAUCAAUCUUAUGCACCAAGCAAUGCACAAUAUGCUGCAACUAAAGCUUACGCACCAAGCAAUGCACAGUAUGCUGCAAAUAGAGCACGAUAUGCUCGUGGCUUGGAAGAAACAGACGAAAGUUACGCUCCAAAUAAAUCAAAGUAUGCUGGGACGCAACAAUCUUAUGAUGCUGACAGUGCACAAUAUGCUUCUGGUUAUGCCCCAGGCAGAGCACAAUUAGCUAGAAAUCAAGAGCCGGUAGAUCAAGCUUAUGCUGGUCAAUCAAAUUUUGCAGGUGCUCAGCUUUCUUAUGGUCCUAGCAAAGCACACUAUGCUGGUGGUCCACAACUAGCAGACGAUUCUUAUUCUCUGAACAAUUCAAAUUUCGCUGGUGUUCAGCAAGCUUAUGCUGGAAACAACGCACAAUACGCAGCAGCUCCAAGUAAAUCAAACCACGCCGGAGUGCAACAAGCUAACGCACCGAUCAGAGCUCAUUAUGCUGGUGUCCAAGAUUACGCAACCGAUUCCUAUGCUCCAAAUCAAUCAAAUUAUGCUGGUGUUCAACAAGCUUAUGUUGGAGGCAGAACUCAGUUUGCUAGUAAUGUUCAAGAAGGUGCAGAAGAACCUUAUUCCCGAAGCAGAACAAAUUAUGCUGGUGCCCAAUAUGGUAAUGCUCGGAAUAGAACGAAUUACGCUGGUGUUCAACAGGCUCAUGCUCCAAGUCAAUAUGCUGCAGCUCAAGGUCCAUCUGACGACAGUUAUAGUGCAAACUAUGCUGGAACUCAACAAGCUCACGCUCCAAGUCAAUAUGCUGCAGCUAAAGGUCCAUCUGACGACAGUUAUGCUGCAAAUUAUGCUGGUGUUCAACAAGCUCAUGCUCCAAGUCAGUAUGCAGCUGCUAAAGGGCCAUCUGACGACAGUUAUGCCGGAAACCAAAUGAAUUAUACUGGCGCUCAACAAGCAUAUGCUCCAAGUCAGUAUGCUGCAGCUAAAGGGCCAGCUGAUGAAAGUUAUGCUGGAAACCAAAUGAAUUAUGCUGGCAAUGCGCAAUAUGCUGGAAUUCAGCAACAGGUAGAUGAAUCUUAUGCUCCUAAUAUGUCAAAUGCUGCUGCUGGAAAUACUGCACAGUAUGGUGGUGUUCAAGAACCGACAGACAAAGCUUAUGCACCAAGUAACUUAAAUUACGCAAAUGUUUCACCAACCGAAGCUGCAAAUACUGCACAAUAUGCUGAUGUUCAAAAGAAAACUGAUGAAGCUUCAAGCAAAACGAAAUCAGCUGCUGGUCAAGACAAAGCUUAUGAACCUUCUGUUAGUAAAUCAAAAACGAAAUCAAAGCCUGUGGAUCAUCCAUGUAGUCGUCAACGUUGUCCACCUGGAUGUGAUUCUGACGAUGAAAGUGAAGCUGACAUUGCACAAGAUUCAAAUAAAGACGAGGCUGGAAAUGCAACCAAAUCAAUUGCAAAAGACAAAAAAUCAUCUCAUCCAUGCAGUGUCAAAGUAUGCCGUCCAGGAUGCACUUCAGAUGCGGACCCAGAAGUCAAGCCAAAGCAACAGAAAUCAAAGUCAGCCACUGGACAUCCAUGUACUGCAAAAUCUUGUAAACCAGGAUGUGAAAGUGACGAAUGA
Clunio marinus is the source of this 2586-nucleotide messenger RNA. The record is from the annotation of a GenBank genome assembly. Lineage: Eukaryota; Metazoa; Arthropoda; Insecta; Diptera; Chironomidae.